CUGCAGUACCUCAGUGUUUAUGACAGUUGUACUGAUUAGCCUUGCAUAAAGAGAGUGCUUAGUUAUUUAUUAAAAAUGGUGUUUUUGAGAACUAAAUAGGACAGGAUUACUAUAAAUUUCAAUGUAGUAUUCCUUCAUAAUAAUAGAUCAAACAGACAUAAUGUGUUGCAAGGGGAGCAUUCCCUGUGUGGAAGUAUCCAUAAUAGCUAACAACAGCAGCUGUUUUGAAUAUGAAUCAGUAUCUUAAAUACUAAAAGAAACAGAGAUGCUUUGUUUUUUCUUCUGGGAAGAAAAACACUUUGAAUGAUUAGGAGGUAGUAUGAUGUCUUUUGGAAUUGUUAAAAUUUGGAGAACGCUACAUCUCUGCUCCUUGAUUUCUGAAGGCAUUUCCUUGAAUGAUAGUAUAUUCCACAGUAGUUUUAACCAGUCUUGUGUAAUUUUCCACUGCUUUUUUUCCCCUCAAUAUCUUGAAAUUUCUUUCUUUCUUUUUUUUUUUUAGUUAUUCCCUUUUCAAUUUGCAAAUGAUUGCCAAUGAAAAGUGUCACUAAUGUGACAUUUAAAACACAAAUAUAUGUGUGUUAAGUAUCACAGUAACAGUGGUGAGGUGGAAUAGAAAACACAGUAAUCAAUGGGCAGAUGAUGCAAAUGGGAAUCAUAGCCUUAGCUAUUUUGAGAAGUUUCACUGUUGACCACAUUUGUAAGGGUAUUGACGGCCUCUUUUUUUCUCUAAAAAGAAUAUUAUAUUGUAAGUGAGCUCUAGAAAAUUUUCUAUGAAUAUGAAACUUCAUAUCUUCAUUGUUUAUAGUACGCUACUAACAAAGUGUUGUUUUAGUCGUAUUUCAAAUGAUAUCUUCUACUUUUUGUAUUGUAUUUAAAACAUUUGUCUUACUAUUCAUUUCAUAAUUAUUUUUUUUUAUUAUACCUGUUAUACCUGUGUCCUUCAUUCUUAUGGCAUUUUCAGUCUCUGUAUUCAUAUUCUAAGGCAAAUGUUGUGCCAGCGAAAGAUUUGCUGUUCAAAUAUAUUUUUGGUCACCCUUUCUUGUUUUUAAUCUUUACACGUGUACAGAUAAGUACAUAAGGCAGAAUUUCUGCACUAGCACUUUGGAAUUCUGUUCCCACUGAGGUCAGUGAGUGUCUCAUUACCUUUCAUGUUAGUAACCUUGAAAAUCUCAUUGUUGCUUUUCAACAUUCUAUUUAUAAGGUAACUAUUCUGGUGUGUUUUAAUUUCAGUCAUUAUGAAUAACACUCUGAAUACUAGCAUUUUGUAAGGAGCCAUGAAUAAUCCUGUGUUUCAGAAAUAAAAUUGAGUCAGGAGCUUUACUAAAACAAGAAUCUGAAUGUUAAUGUCAGAAAGAAAAUACUUUUUUAAUAGUUUAUCUGACAAGCAUAUGUAAACCUGUUUUCCCAAGCACCGUCCAUUUGCAAAAUGUUUUCUUAGAUGGACUUUUGUAAGCAGGGGGAUGGAGUGUGUUUUACACACGCAGCGAAGUCCAGCUUUCCUAGGAAAAGUUACUACCUCUUCGUCCUUUCCUGUCAAUAUAUUAUUUUCAAUAUAGUGAUCACUAGACUGUGAUCACCAAAGCCUGUUUAAGUUAACUUGGCCUAAAUGUUUUUCUUUGGAAGAUUUGGGAGGUUUUUCUAAAGAAGUAAUCUGAAAUAUCUUCAGGACAUAGUCCUUGCUAGAGGGGAGGGAAGGUAAACAUUUUAUGAGAAAAUGCAGAACCUUCAAGUGACCAGCUGGUUUCAGAAUGCCCGUAUGUGUACAUUCAAAGUUCAUUAAAAAGAAAUAUAGACAUUUCGAAAAUAGUUGUUAGAAUAGACAGAAGUUGUUUUUUCAUUUGUAGAGUGGAUGGAUAUCUUUAACUACUGAAACACAAUUUACUUAUAUUUGAAAAGAAUACAAACUUUUUCAGGACUUGAACAGAAUAUGAACAUUCAUAUUUAUUGAAGUCAGUGAAUUGGCAACCCGAGUAUCUUCAUAGGCCUUUGCAUUUUUAACUAUUUACGAUGGUAUCAACACCCUACUGAAGAAGAACUACGGAUUCUUGCAGGGAAGCAAAGAGGGAAGAGCAAAAAAGAUAGAAAAUACAAUGGUCACAUUGAAAACAAACCUUUAACCAUUCCAAAAGAUAUCGAUCUUCAUCUGGAAACAAAGUCUGUGACUGAAAGGGACACUAUCGCAUUGCAUUACUUUCCAGAAUAUCAGUGGCUGGUGGAUUUCACUGUUGCAGCUACAGUUGUGUAUGUGGUGACCGAAGCAUAUUACAGCAUUGUGAAGCCCUCACAAGAAAUGAAUAUCAGCGUAGUAUGGUGUCUACUUGUCUUGGCUUUUGCAGUUAAGGUACUGUUUUCACUGACCACUCAUUAUUUCAAAGUAGAGGAAGGAGGUGAAAGAUCAGUCUGUGUCACAUUUGGCUUUUUCUUCUUUGUGAAAGCAAUGGCAAUUUUGAUUGUGACAGAAAACUAUCUAGAGUUUGGACUGGAAUCAGGAUUCUCAAAUUUCUCAGAAAGUGCUAUGCAGUUUCUUGAAAAGCAGGGUUUGGAAUCCCAGGGUCCUGUGUCUAAACUAACCUUCAAAUUGUUCCUGGCUGUUUUGUGUUCACUUAUUGGUGCUUUUUUGACAUUCCCUGGCUUGCGACUGGCUCAAAUGCAUCUGGAUGCUCUGAAUUUAGCAACAGAAAAAAUAACACAAACACUGCUACAUAUAAACUUCUUGGCACCUUUAUUUAUGGUUCUUCUGUGGGUAAAACCAAUCACUAAGGACUACAUUAUGAACCCACCUUUGGGCAAAGAGAGCAUACCUUUAAUGUCGGAAGAUACAUUUGACACAGUGAGGUUGUGGAUUAUAAUCCUGCUGUGUGCUUUACGAUUGGCUAUGAUGCGCAGUCAUUUGCAGGCCUAUCUGAAUUUAGCACAGAAAAGUGUGGAUCAGAUGAAAAAGGAAGCUGGCAGAAUAAGCACAGUAGAUUUACAAAAAAUGGUGGCUCGAGUAUUCUAUUACCUUUGCGUAAUUGCACUGCAGUAUGUUGCACCAUUGGUAAUGCUCCUUCACACAACUCUGCUUUUGAAAACACUAGGUAAUUAUUCUUGGGGCAUCUACCCAGAACUGAAUUCCAACACUCCAGUAGAAAACAGUUUGCUUCCCAAUUCAGCUUAUUCUGAAUCUCUACCUGCUGAUGGAAAGAUGAAAGUAACCGUAGUACAAAUAACAAUGGCUUUGGGAAGCCUAAAGAAUAUUUUCACUCCUCUCCUGUUUCGGGGACUUCUGUCGUUCCUUACCUGGUGGGUUGCUGCUUGCCUCUUUUCUACAAGCCUUUUUGGGCUUUUCUAUCACCAGUACCUGACUGUGGCAUGAACGGAUCAACUGAUAAGUAUGAAGUCAAAUUCUAGAUACAAACCCAGGUACCCAAGAGGAGGUGAAGAAAAAAAGAAGAAAGAUAUUUAUGAAGAGAAAACAUAUCAUAUUUUUUAAACUCUUCCUCUGUGUUCUCAGGGUGAAUAUUCUUAAAAUGCUUAAAAUCACAACUGGGUUUGUUAGUUUUGUUACCCAAAUGGUAGGUAACUAAUUCAAUUAUAGCGGUGAGACUGAUAUUAUUAUGUGGCAGGCAUUGGUGUGCAUGUUGAAAUGUUACAACUUCAGAGUGUCUUGGUUUCCAUAAAGAGGAAGUCGCCUUCAACAGUUAAAGAAUCAGCAGUCAGUAACGAACUGUGUGAGUAGGUACUGGUCAUGCUGAUGGUGGCUACCUGUUGAGUACAAUGUUGAAACUGAGCCAUACAAUGGACAGAAAAAGGGGAUUUUAAAAAGUUCUGUUGGAUACUUUUUGAUCACUUUUCACCAUGAAAAAUGAAAUAAUCCAACAGGACAAAAGCAAUGCUGUAUAUUACAGUAAGGAAAGUUGUAUAAAAUUUCAGUUUAACAUAAGAAAAAUGUAUGGACCUGGCAGGUAUUGCUGCCUAAAUAUUAUGCAGGAAUGCUUGCACAGUGAAAGGGGAGUUAUAAAAAAAUAAAUAUAUAUAUAUAUAUAUAUAAUUUCAGUCCCUAAGUCAUUUUGAAGUAAUGGCCAUCUGUAUUGGUGCUAAUUUUGAUCCACAGAUUCCAUUCGGAUCUUUUAAAAUUUUUCUUUUUAGAUAAUAGAUAAAUUCCAUUGAAUUCACAAAUUCACAUAAUAGAAUUAGACUAGUGAUGCCAAUCAAACAUUUCAAAACAAUACAGUUUAAUCCUGCUGACUGAGAGUGUAUGUAUCUGUGAUGUACAUAUAUAUAUUAUAUAUGAAAUAUAUAAUAUAUAUGAAGUUAUAAAAUAUGGAAUCUUUAUUUUAAAUUACUGAAUGUAUAUUACAGGGCCAUGGGAGAGGGAUAUAUAUGUAUCUAGUAAUUUCAAGAACCCAUUUGAAAUGAAAAUUAAAUUUUUUUGAAAGUUCAGUUGAAAGGGCUAUUUGUUUUUGGUGCCUCUACAAAGGUACUUAGCUAUACUAAAGAACUUAGGCUGUUCUGCAAGAAGAGAUCUGCUUCAUCUCUUAGUCUUGAAAUUUCUGCUCUGUCAGAUCAUUUCCUUUAACCAGUCUAAUUUGUGUUAACUUGGCCACGCGGUAACAAAGAGUAUCUCUUGGCUUCAGAAAUAAACUUUCUGUGUAGUAAAAUAGUUGUUGUAAGGAGGAACAAGCUUUAACUUCACAACUUUUGCUUAACUGGAGGGAUAGAGCCUACAUAUCAAGCCAUUGUGAAACAAUGAAUGAUGAAGUUUUGGAUAUUUUGUGUAAUGGGAUAACAGGAGUGACGAUUCAUAUGCAGUAGCUUUUUUUAAAAAAAGUUUAUAUUACACUGUGCAGAGUUCAGAGCUUCUUUGACUAAUAUUGGCUAUUUCUGUUACUGUUCUUUUUUUUCUCUUGACUUUGUGUACCACUUUAGCAUAUAAUCAGCAUUUCUAAAUGGAAGAGCUUAACAAAUAUUAAAUAUGUUGCGAACUUACCAUAUGGGAAAUGAACUGCCAGUGAAUGCAGAAAAUUCAAAGUUUACGCUGGUGAAAAACUGUUUUGCUCUGUCAAAUACCUUUUAAGCAUUUACUAAUACUAGGAAAAGAUCUACGUACACCAGCUAGUACCUACUGCAUGAGUUGGGGAUGUCUUGAGAACACCUUGCAUGAUAUGACUGAUUUCAUUGCAGUGUAAUAUUUCAGUGCUACUGGUGCUGCAAGCUUUGUUUUUUCACACCAGCUUUCCAUGACUAACAAGGACAAAGAGUCAUUGUGUAAAUUGGACUAGAGUAUUUUACUUCAUAGAUUCAAGUCUUGAAAUAUUCUUAGGAUUUGUAUUUCAGAUGAGUAGAAUGAGAAAUUAUAACAGGUCCAGUAAUACUGGUUCCAGUUUCUAUUAGUUCAAGAUAUUUCAUUAAUAUAAGAAUAAUGCAAGCUUCUGAGUCAUAGGUAGGUAUCUACAAUGAAGUGCAAAUUGAUUCUGAUUAUGAACGUGACCCAAAAAGCUCACUGUAUGAAAUUAUUGCAUUUGGAGGAUGGGAAUAAGCUUCAGAUACUGAAGACAACUUCAAAGUAAUUCUAACUGUUUCCUUUGGUAUAGCUCGUAUUCUUGAAAGGUCAUAGGUAGAAAUGAACUACAGUUACGUAAUACCGACUUUGGAAAAGGAUUGUGUGUAGCUCAGCUUUGCAGAGCUUUUGAUGAGGAAUCACACUGUCUUAUGUUUCAGAUAUCACACUGUUCACAGUGAAGUAUUCACUGGAUAGCAUUAAGAUCAUUGCUUCUGGUUGUUGCUCUUUUGUUGUUCCACGGAAUGGGAAGGAUUACCCUCUGGUCAGCAGUUUGAUCUGAGUAGGAGGCAGUUUUCUUUGGUUUCAUUUAAUCCUUACAUGAGGCUUACUAAGAACUAUAAUAUAGCAAUAAACAUCUUUGAAGUUCUAGCUGACAGUGAAAUGGGAGGAAGUAUAUUGCUGUAGUUGCGAGCAAUGCAUUUUAUAACUACCUGAUGUGAUAUGCUCAGAAGUGACUUUUAAAAUAAAACAGCAGCCUUGAUAGUUCUGAUUUCCAUGUAUAUUAUGUCAACUAAAUAGUAUCUGCUCACUUGUUCAGGAAGUUCUUUUAAAACAGCAGCUGGCAAACGCUUCCCCCCUACACCACCAUCCCCAGAGAGCUUUAUUGGCACUUUGUGGGGAAAAAUCAGCUUAUGGAAAUAGAAAAACAGGUAAAACAAGACUGAAUGGCUAGUAGUUUUUAGUCAGGAUUCUUGCUUUUUUUCUUCACUACCUACUUGAUUUUUGAGAGAGUUCAGAAGGAAGGAUGCCUUUGAUGAAAUUCAUAUCUACCUUUAUCAUUCCGGUAAUGUGACUUAUUGACCUGAUGUUGUUUUUUUUUCUGUCCACAACUUUUUCUUUACAUUACCUACAAAGAACUGACCUGGCUAGAUUAGUUAAUAUUUGUAUUUUGAUUUUUGUUUUCUUAUGGAUUUAAAUUAAUUGGUCAUUGUAGGAUUUGUUCUUUUAAAUAAUUUAAAUAACUCCGAAGUCCAGCUGGAAUAUGAACAGACUUAUUAGUAGGUUAAAAACUCUUUUUCUAGUGCUAUUGUCCCUUUAGACGAAGUUAGGAUAGUACUAAAUCCAUGUCUUCCAGCAAGAUUCAGGAUCGUCCAAAUGUAACAUUUGGGAUAGAGAAGUUGAAUAGGAAAAGGAGGUGGGACUGUAACAAGCCUGCUUUUCCACUUUGCAGGCAUUAUUCUCGGGCAGCACUUGACCUUCGUUGAUAAUUUGAGUCUCUAGGAUUUUCCAGGUGUUGAAGGAACUGUGGCAGUUUUUUUCUCUUCCUGUCUUCUCUUGCAUGAGAAGCAAACAUGAGAAAUAAGUAUUAAAUCAGGACAAGAGAAUAUCCUUGUACAGAAGGAUAUGCUUUAGAAAACUCAUUUCUAUGGCAGUUGUUCUUCAACUUCUGCUACCCACAAAUACUGGAAGAUAAAUGAACAGAGAUGUGUACUUACCUGAAUUGUAAAGUCACACUCACUACAAAAGAUGCUGUCAAGAUACAUCAGCUAUGCAAGUAGGUAGCGUAACUUUAAUGUAUAGGUAGGUAGGUAGUACAGAGUUUUCAGCUAACUUCAAAGGAGCAAUUAAAAUUAUUUUUAUUAUGCUGAAUUGAAGUACAGCUAAAUUCUAAUAGAGAUCUUGGAUUGAAUAGAAAAUUUACAAGUAUCUAAUGUGAAAAUGUAUAGGUCUUUUUGAAGGCUCUACAAGGUAAAAUGCCAUGUGUGUUUUUAUUCUCAAAGGAUUGUUUUGGACAUUGUCUUUUUUGUUUGUUUGUUUGUUUUUUUGUUUUGUUUUGUUUUUUUCAAAGAGAUUUUGAGUAGUUUUGAAAUGCUGCACAUUGUUUUGGCAUAUGACACAAUGUGUGCCACAAAAAUUCACCCUACAGUUAGCGUUGUCCCUAACAAGUAACUACAAUGUUCUGACUGAAGAAUUAAGUUAAUAGUACAAAUGGGCAAUCUUGAAUGAAAACAAGGUCACACAAAAUAGGGUGUUCUCUUGGAGAAGUCUUUGCACUGUGGCUAAGCACGUUCUAAUAGAGGAAAUCAGUAGCAGGUCCCUUGGAUCAUAAAUCAUUUACUGGAGGUAAAUGCUUACCGUAGUGCGAAAGUAAGACUGUUAUUUCAGCAUCUGCAUUCCAAGUCCUAAAUCCCAGAUGAUAAGUUAAGAGCAGUCUGGUAGUUGUUCUAAAGAGCAGCUAGGAAACAAGUUAAGAAAACUGAUGCAGGGCAGGCAGUCUACUGCAGAGUGAUUUUUGUGCAACUUUUUUCUUUAGAAAGAACUGUUAGGCUUUAUGGUGUAGGUAGUACAAGUCCUUAAUUGAUUGUAUAUCUAGCCUUCAUUCCCAAUACUAGUCUGAAAGGCUUUCUGCCCUGUGGGAGAGAGAACAGGAGGCCAAGACGUUAUUCCAAGGCUGCUUUUACUGAAAUCUGAUAUGCUGCACUUAACUUCUUCAAGUCUCUCACUGUGGACUGCCAGGAGAGUAACGCUACACUGGACACUUCAUGCCAGUGUACAUGUAUUUUUAUAACUUUGAUUUUAGUGGCAUUUUUAAUGGAAAUUAUUUUUAAUCCUGUUAACAUCAAUCAUAUUUUAAUUUUUUAUUAAUAUCAGUGCCUGCAACUAGAAGUCAAAUACUUCUACACUCAACAUUUUUUAAAACUUGAUUUCCAGACUGGAGUGCUAGCAAGUAUGCAGUUUUAUAUUGAUUUGUGUAAUCCACCUGUAAAUAUCAAACUUUUUCACUUGCUGUCAAAACAUCAAUCAAGACUAAAGGAGGAGGUUCAGACUUGCAGUAUUCAACAGCAUCGUAUCCUUAUGACUCUGCUAUUAAAACAAGCAGAUACAAAAGCACAGGCAAACAAAAAAGUGGAUUUUAGAAGUAGCUUUUUAUAAACUCCGUAGUAGUUUUUAUUUUAGUGAUGUGCUAAGUAUUUUUUAAAGUUUGGCUUAAGAUAUCUUCGUAAUGUCAGCUUUUUCUCUCUUUUCCUCUCCUCACUUUAUCUUUUCACAAAGGGAACUUUGCUUCCCUUCUAUGCCCUAGUUUUCAAGAAUGCAUAUUUAUUGUAUUUUAGAUUAAAAACCAGAAAAAAUACACAUUAAAAAAAAUUAUUUUGUAACUGCAGCUCAUACUUAUGUCAUGAUGUGCCAACAAACAGUUUCUUGUUUUUGAAGUCUUCAAUCAUUCUCUUGUCCCACCGUUAUCUUUCUUAUGUGUUGUUCGUACAUACGGUUUCCUAGGAAAAAUCCACGUGGGGAAAAAGCAAUGCUAGGGCACUUUGUGUAAUGUUACAGAUGUUCCAUUCAUGUGACUAAAUACUAAUGUAAACAUACUAUUAAACGAUUUAAGCUUAAAAAUUCCUAUAAGAUAGAUUUGUUACAAAUUACACAGGAAACACCCUCCAAGUUGUGAAUGCUUGACUUCAAUGUCUCUAUUGCUGGGUUCACACAUAAAUUGUGUUGCUGUUCUGUCUUAAACACUAUUUUCCCGUCUUUCUAAGAGAAGAGCACAUAGUACUGUAUGAUACUGAACAAACCUGAGAAUAGAGGGACUCCCCAUCCACCAUUUCAGUAUUUGCCAAACGGAAAAGACUCUUCUGUUUUUAAUGUAAAUUUUAGUUUCUUAUUACUGCUAAAUUACUUCUGAACUAUGAUUUUAUAGUUUGAGCUUUGCAAAGUAUUACAGUUAGCAUGCUUCAUAGCAAAAGUGUUAUCAAAUAGAUGUUGCAUUAUAUAGACCUCUCCUGACCAGUGUUGCAUCGCCUGCUGUUUUAAAACGAAUUCUCAUUUCCUGUGUGCUUUUGGAGUUCAUCAGGACUUAGAAACAGGAGAGUGCAAUGCAAGUUGGAAAAGCUGAGGAGAUGCUGUAUUUGGGAGAUUGUUGGCACUUUAAUUUUUUGUUUUUUUAAGUCAGUGGGGAUAAUACUUAGGUGCAAUUACUACAAAUAAUAAACAAUCUAAAGAAAUGUCGUAGUCUUUUUGUGCACCGUAGACUAAAGUGCCUAAACAUGGGUGGUCAGUAGAAGACAUGCAUUAAACUUCUUGCAUGUACCUUUGUGGUCAUUUUGCUAAAUAACAGGUCAGUGUUUGGAAAGAAAAUGCACGGACUGCUAGUCCUAAAAAAGGGGAUAUGAUAAAAAAAAGUAUUUCCAUACAGCUUUUGGUAUAUAGAACGUCUGUAUAUUUACAGGUCAUUAUACACUGAAGGCAAAUAAGACUUUGAAGAAAUCUUUUCCAUUUUUAUUACUUUAGUGAUAUAAUGUGAAAUCCCACUGCCAUAUGCACAUUUGGUUUUCAUCCUUUUUUGUGAUUCAAGGAAAGAACUGGCACAACUUGGAAACAGUUGACUUUAGCAAAAUUUUCUAGUGACACCCUUGAUACUGCUUAUGCCCUACUUCUGCAGCUAGCUUUGACCUGCUUGAGAUCAGAAAGACCGCACUGAAGUUCGCCCCAUCUGUAUGGAUUUGGGCUACAACAGAGGUGAAUUGUAACAUGACUGUUUGGGACUGAGCAAAGAAGAGGCUCCAGUCAUAUGGGCCAAUUUUUAGAAUGCUUUUAGAGUAACUGAAUACCAGACUCAUCCACAGCUGUCAGCUACUUCCUUGCCUCUGAAAAUGGUGAGCAGUGUUAAUCGUCUAGUCUGACUGGGGAGCUGGGGCUGAAAAACUGAGAAGCCUGCCUUUGAGUAAAUUAUCUCUAAAUGUGAAGUGCUUGUAAGCUGAAAUGUUGUUAUAGGUUUAAAUCUACCAAAGGACGCCUUCCUCCAAGGAAGCCUUAUAAAACCAUUUUGAGCUUUUAGCUCUGAGAAGUGGCUUUAGUAACCUACGCUGUAUGUAGUACACUGUUGGGGAACACUUGCUCCAGUAAGCGCGCUAAACAUUUCCUUACACUGUGUGUAAGAGAUUGCUGCUUGUUAUUUUACUGCAGAGCAUUUUCAAGAAGCUGGUUUUGUCUUGUUUGUAAGUGUUAGUGUAUACCAGGCAGCAUUUUUUUAAUGCAAAAGUAGUAAAAGUUGGUUUGCCAUCUAGAAACCUAAAACCUUUAACAACAAUAAAUGCUGUGAGUUGAAGCAAGAUUAUGCUUUAUUAUUCCUCUAGUAAUUCUGGUGAAAUGCUAUAAUUUAUAUUUGUUUUUAUAAUGCACACGUUAUUAAAGUUAAAUUUGUGUUUGUUAGGUACUAGUGGUAAUACCACAGCAAAUAAGAAAAACUGUGAUAUCUACUGUGUAUUGAGUGCCCCAUCAACCUGCCUUUGUAAAGCAUUGAUCCGUGUGAGACAUUAAAUGUCUACUACAGUUAUGCUAAUACAGUAUUUAGUAUCCCUACAUGUACUCUGCAUGUCUUCGCAUUUGUGCACUGUAGAAGGAUAAAUUGUUUUUCAGUACUUACUCUAGGUUUAAAAAAGCUUACAUUAUUUUAUAUAGUAUUUCCCAUAUCCAAAAUAGGACAAUUUCUGAAACCAAAGAUCAAUAAAUGUUUAUUGUCUAUCAAUGUGGGUUUUUUUUCCUAUUUUGUACAUCCCACUUGCUUAAACGUACAAUAUCUCUAGACUUGCCAAGUAUGGUAACCAAACUUAUCUGUUUCUAUACUAGCCUAAAUUGUCUUCUUUAGAAAUACUUUAGUAUAUUGUUUCCCUCCUCAUUUCUUGGGGUGCAGCAGAAUAAUUUUCCCCCCUCCCUCCCCCAUCAGCAUAAAUGCAGACUGCCUCAGUCAUGUGAGUAGCUAUUUACCCAUGAAGAAACUUAGAUUUGCUAAAAACACUGUGGUCUCUUCUAAUUGUCUCAUCAUAAUAGCACCGAGAAGUAGGUCUAAAGUGUUUUGUAACCCUUACAGGUUUUUGAAAAUAUUCUUGGAAUACUGAAUUUCAUUAUGCAUGAAUUUUUGUUCCAUUCAUGCACACAUUGCUAUGCACUAAAUGAAUGAUUCCAAGCUGCUCAGGUAGUUCUUCAGCAGCAAAACAUCCUUUAGAAAGCAUUCUCCUUUGAUCUACUAGCAAAGUUGUACCAAAAAAAGGGGGAAAAAAACAAAUUAUGAUGGGAAGUGCUGCGGCAGAGAAACACCCCAUGGUCCCAAGGACAGUUUUUGAGCAAGGACAUUUUGUUAUAUUCUGCAAGCAUCAAAAUGCAUUGUGCAGACUGACCAUGAAAGCUUCCCAAAGCCAUAUUAACAGCAACUUUGGAAGAGAGAGUAAUUGGAAAAAUGGAAUUGGGUUGGAGGUGGGGAGCACGCAUUUGAAAAUACACAAGUUAUCUGAGCUAUGAGACGUCCUCCUGGGAAAGAACAACACAUGGCAGAGCAGGAUGAGUUAAAAUCAAGGUUAGGAGGAAUGUAAUGAGCUGUGGUGGGAUUUAUGUGUCUGGUUUGGUUUUAUUUGUACAAACUAAGAACAGUGUUCUUAGCAAUUUGGUUUCUCCAUACAGCCUGAAGCAUCAGUUUCAGUCCCUGAAACUGCAGCAGAAUAGAUGUUUUGUCUAGCAUGUAUGAACUCUUAAUCAUUUCUAGCAUCUGUAAUUCCAGUUCACAUACAGCAUUGCUUCUCAUGUGCUGCUUGAAGUUAUCAGUGAGCACCAAUGCAGUGUAGAUGGUUCUCAAGGUUUUACUCUAGGCUAGGUGUCUGUACCCUAUGAAGUUUGUUGUGUUUAACCUUCAGAAUGUCUUUGGCUGGAGCCCAAGUGGGUAAUUUAGUCUGUUAACUCCACAGCAUCUUACCUGUGUGCACCACAGGUAAGAUAAGUGCUGUAGUACUGUGGGGCACAGACAGCCAAGCAGCUGCCUGGAAGAUCUGUGGAGAUCCUGGAGAUGACUUUUGUGGAGGAAUGUUGGGCGCAAAGGGCAACGCUUGAAGAGCUCCAACCACUGGAGCUACUUGGAAGAAUAGUGGCCAAAGUGGUAUUUCUGUGGUGUUACCAACUCACCUUCUUAGGGAAUGAAAAGGGCCCUUUCCCAAACCUCAUGUAUGGGCUAUUUCAUGGUAGUAGGAAGUAAUUCAUCAUCCUAGCUCUGGAAGUGGGUGAGCUCUACAAUAUUUCAUGCUGCUUAUAAGACCUGCGUGCUCGAAGACAUCUCUGGAACAUUGUUUGCUGAGGAUCAGCAUUUUGCUUUCCCCAUGGUGCACCUUUAAUGGGCCUGGGGGCAAGGCUGCUUUGUUCAUAGCGUAUAGGGCCACAGGUCAAUUUUGUUGUUCUUGAAAGCUGAAAGGAAAACAAAACAUCCUUCUUUCUGAAAUAUGAAUUUCAGAGGCUUCUUUCUGUGACCUGGAUAGAGAAGUAACUUAUGCCUAGCAUUUCUUUCCACCUGUCAGACUUGAGCGUACUUUUUCAGUGAGCGCAAAAGUGGUGUGAUUUAUGUUUUUGUGGAUAUGUAGCAUGAAUAGUCCUCCAUUUAUCAUAAAUUAAAAGCAAACAGGUUGUUGGUUGAAGUCAGAUGUAGCUGCUCUUUAAUGAGCACAGGUGCCCUAUUGCUUCCCAUUCAUUUGGGUUGUGUCAGUAGAAGGAGUUAACUGCAAGUUUUGGUCCUGAAAUUCAUUUCUCUUCCUCAUCUUAGCCCGUACUUUUACCCUUGUUGUACCGUUACCAUCUUCCUGCUAUUAUCUCACUCAGAAGGAUGCAAUAGAAAACGGGCAUUUUGGUAUUGCCUGUGAAAAGCAUACAAAUGCUGCUGAAGACUUCAGGACAAGAAAAAUGUUCAGUGGGAAAGGUGAGAACUCUCUGCAGUGUCAGGAGAAGUCAGAGGAAGCUGCGUGGGGGAGCACUCUUUUAUCUUAGAGUAAGACAGGACACGAACCAGAAACUGGAGCCUGGUGCCAGGUAAAUUAGAGCAGUAACCAAUGCAGUUGUAGCAGUCACUAAUUACAUCACAACCUGAAGGGGUCAGUUCUCCACUGGGUUGUCUUCGGACAUUCUCUCUAUAAGCUGCUUUAGAUAAGCAAGUUAUUGCUCUUCAUGCAAGGAUUAUCAAUGAAAGGUAAAGGAACCAGAGGACAAAUGACUUUCAGUUUUCUGCUAAAGACUGGGAUUUGGGGACUUCUGCAUUGGCAUUGCUAUAGCUGGAUGCCAUGCGGCUGAGAGGGGAUAUGCAUUUCUUUACCGCAUCUGAAAUCUGGUCUACAUGUUGCCAUGUAUAUAUUACAUGCUGUCUUUCUAGUAGGAUAAUGAAUGUCUUUGAAUGGAAAACUUUCUUGGGGAUUCUUUUUCUAAAAGGUGCUGAAUCUUCCUGGAUGCCAGGAGCAGAGCUGAACAUUGCUCUUACAGCACUGGAAGCCUUUGCUUGAUCUUUCUGUUCCAAGGUUCUGCAUUUAUGACAAAAGCUUUUCAGCAAAAAAAAUACUUCUCAGUACCAGCUGUCCUUUGGUGUUGGAUAGUUCUGAGACGCUUUUCUCCUGAGCUGUUGCAAGACAAAUAUUUCCUGGUUUUGUAUUUAUGCAUUUCUCUUCUCUCCUUGAGUGUACUUGGCACGUUGGCUCAUUUCUUCAGGGGUUACCACGUCUUUGUUCAGGCCCAUUCUCCAAAUCUGUUACCUUAAAUUCAGAGUAACAGUAACGUGGGUCCAUUAGAUAUAGGUUGUGUUUUCUGUUCAAGUACGCUAACAGCAAUGAGAAUGCUGAAGCAUUUUGUCCUUAGAGGAACACUCACGCACACAAAUAUAUAUGACUAGUACAUAUGUGUUUGUAUUUGUAUACAGGUAUAUGUUUUUACAUAUAGACACCAUCCUGCUCCAUACUCCUGCCUUAAGAACAAAAUGCUCGUCACAGCUCUUUGGCAUAGUGCUCUGACUGGUGUGUAACUGCUUUGUACUCUUAAACCAUAUAUUCUGGUUUGCUUAGAAAAUUUUAUGCCACAUUUCCUCACAGGCCUAAGUAAACAGAAAGGUGAAGGCACAGCCUGGCAGCUUGCUUAAUUUCCCAUUGAAGCAGCAGACAGCUUUUGAUUUCUCCUUCUGACUUCCCUCAUCCCUUGGAUGUCCUUAGCUCUGCUUUCUUCCCAGGCUGCCCCUGGACAAAACCCAUGAAGUCACGCUGCUGCCUUCUGUAAAACCCUGCAGUCUGCAGCCCCCUGCGCUCCUGAUUUUAUCUGCACAAAACAAAGCUAUUCUGAAAAAAGUCAUCCUAUUGCAGGACCAAUAGUUGCCUUCAGUGUGUUAGUUUCUUUUUCUUUUUAACAAGGUUUUGGAUAAUUCAGUCUGUGCGCUCUGAACUUGUUGACGACACAAAGAGCUGUAGGUAUUUUUCUCUCCAUUGCAGACCUGUGCCAGAGAAGGAAGCAGCCUUUUGUGGAAGGCUGAGCAGGAACAAAUAUGCCCAAAGUUUCCUACGUUGUCCUGACAGUGCAGGUCAGAACACCUGUCCUGAAAGCCGCAUAUUUGCUUAACUGUCUUAGUAGUGCUUCUGCUUUUUAAAACAUCGGGUAAUGUUAAGAUCCCUCAAAAACAAAACAAAACAAAACAAAACAAAAAAACCCAAACUGAACUGACCAGGCAUGUACUGCUUACAUAAAAUGAUCUUUCUUCGAAUUUUAUUCGCUUUCUAAUUCUGCCUUUACUUCCACUUUCUGUUUCUUUUGAUUUAACUGAAUAAAAGUGAGUGUUUUUUUGGUGUUUUUUUUUUUGCAAGCUCUUUGCUGUGAGGGGAGUAUUAUGUCUGAGAAAAUGACUGCAGUAAGCCUUUCACAUAAAAACAUUUUGUAUACUUAAUAAAAAAUAAAAUUGUCAAAACACUGAAAGAAA
Gallus gallus (chicken) is the source of this 15239-nucleotide messenger RNA. It is a transcript of the gene TMEM161B, whose product is annotated as transmembrane protein 161B. The transcript has 11 exons. The record is from RefSeq and is a predicted model, not a curated record. Bases 2291 to 3355 code for a protein of 354 amino acids. NCBI's taxonomy places the organism in Eukaryota, Metazoa, Chordata, Aves, Galliformes, Phasianidae.